AUGAAAGAUCGUAAAAAACGAACCGUUUUAUCGUGCGUAUUGUGCUUAUGGUGCACCAUCGUUAUCCUCUGCUUCGCCGGUUCAAUUCUCUCCACUCUCGGCAUCUUAUUUACAGGAGGUUUUCAACCCGCACUGGUAACAACAGGGAGUUUUCCGGCGACGGAGGCCAUAUCGGAAUACCCUGAAACUCCGUCGACCUCAAUCGAUCACACGGUUAUGUUUCCCGACGAGGCCUUAGUUUUCCUAAAAUACCCUCACUCGUCCUCUCUAUUUACCGUGGAUGCCAUCAAGUGCGUAUAUAAUCAACCCCAAAACUCAUCUUCAUCAUCCCAGCCGCCUCGCGAACUAUCUCCAUCGUCCGUCGACUUUGACCACGACACCCACCACCAGAUCGUGCGGUGCUCCCUCCCGACACGUGGCGAGAUCCUGUCCCUCGCGGUCCAGCCCAACGGUAACCUCACGCCUGGGCCCACCUACAACUGGGACUCCCUCGCCUACGAGGCCACGAUCGACGGUGACGUGGAUAACACAACCGUUGUGUUCGUGAAAGGUCUCAAUCUACGGUCAGGAAGAGCCGCCGACCCGUCAAAGUUCAAGUGCGUCUACGGUCAAGAUCUGACCAAGUCAAAAUUGGUCCUCCAGUCCGACGCCGUUUCGGUCGCUCAAGAAAUUGUCAGGUGCAAAACGCCUCUUACCAUAAUUCAAUCAAGGUUUGGCGGGAAUGGCAUUAUUAAUUCAAUCAAGGUUUCGGUUAGGGCCGUCGGCAAGAAGAAGACGAUAAUCGACUCAGUCGCACGCGUGAGUAACAAUCAAAUCCCAAAACCACCAAACAACGGCAACAAUAAUAAUAAGAAGCUACACGAGGUUUGUGUGUGCACAAUGUUGAGGAACCAAGCUCGAUUUUUGCCGGAAUGGAUAAUGUACCACGCGCGUAUUGGGGUCGAAAGCUUUUUCAUCUACGACAACAAUAGCGACGACCACAUCGAGCUUGUGGUGGACUCGCUCGUGGCCAAUAGUAACCACAACAUCACGAGACGAUUGUGGCCGUGGAUCAAGACUCAAGAGGCUGGGUUUGGGCAUUGCGCGUUAAUGGCUAGGGACACUUGUAAAUGGAUCGGGUUCAUAGACGUGGACGAGUUUCUACACUUCCCUUCGAAAAAUUCGUCCUUGCGCGACUUUGUGCAAAAUCACGCUCGACCUAGUGAUGUAGCCGAGCUCCGGAUCCCUUGCCACAACUUUGGGCCCUCGGGACUUACAAAAUCGCCCGAGAGAGGGGUUUCGAUUGGGUACACGUGCCGUUUGGCCGUACCCGAGAGGCACAAGAGCAUAGUGAGGCCCGAGGCGCUCGACUCGUCUCUCAUCAACAUGGUGCAUCACUUUGGGCUCAAGCCCGGGUUUAGGCACGAGAAUGUUGACAUAAGCUCGUUGGUGAUCAAUCAUUACAAGUACCAAGUGUGGGAGGUGUUUAAGGAGAAGUUUAAGGGAAGGGUGGCCACUUAUGUGUCUGAUUGGCAGCAAGAGACGAAUGUGGGUUCGAAGGAUCGAGCGCCUGGAUUGGGGACGAAAGCGGUGGAGCCACCCGAUUGGUCGACGAGGUUUUGUGAAGUUAAGGAUACACGAUUGAGGGAUCGGGUGCUUACGAGUUUUGAGGACCCGAAUACCGGGUUGUUGCCGUGGGAAGAUUUGGAUGAUUGA
This is a messenger RNA of Striga hermonthica, 1695 nucleotides long. The record is from the annotation of a GenBank genome assembly. Lineage: Eukaryota; Viridiplantae; Streptophyta; Magnoliopsida; Lamiales; Orobanchaceae.